GGUAGUGGGUUCGAUCCCCGGGACCACCCAUACGUAGAAUGUAUGCACACAUGACUGUAAGUCGCUUUGGAUAAAAGCGUCUGCUAAAUGGCAUAUAUUAUAUUAUUAUUACGUACAUGGGUUUUCUGUGUGUAGUUGGGUGUGUCUGCUCUUCUGCAUGCCUACCGAGAAACAGGAAAGCAACCCCUAUUGAUCUCAUAAUUCUAAUGUAUGAGUCAGUGAUACAGUUUGUCACAUAGACCACAAGGAAAUGUCAAACAAGUUUAAAUAGAAAACACUGACGCGGAGCACUGAAAAGAACUGAGGAGUACUAGGAAACCGAGAAUCUGACUUCAUUCAACUUGAUUUAUUUAUACAGGUUAUACUCAUCCAGCUAUAAUAUCUUUGGCAAGACCGACCUGUUUAUAAUCAAAUAUUUUGUUGAGGAAAGAAAAUGAAGACAAACAUUUCCUGUGGACACAUUAACAUGGACUUUACUCACACGUUCUUACCUACAGUGUAUAUGUCCGUGUUUAUUGUCGGCCUUGUUGGUAACUGCUGGGGACUAAAAUCCUUGUUUGCGAACUGGAAGAAAUUUGGAAAUAUCAACAUUUUUGUUCUGAACCUUGGAGUUGCAGAUAUUCUGUAUUUGCUCACUCUUCCAUUUCUGUUUGCAUACUACUCAGCAGGCAGUCACUGGGCCUUUGGACAAGUCUUCUGCAAGAUGACAAGAUUCUGCUUCAAUUUGAACUUGUAUGGCAGUAUUGGUUUCCUCACAUGUAUUAGUGUAUACAGGUACCUGAGCAUUGUCCACCCACUGAGAGUGAUGGGCAGGAUAACAAGGGGCCACUCUGUAGUCAUCACAGCUGUAGUGUGGGGUUUCGUCUGCAUUGAGAUUAUUCCUGAUAUGUUCUUUGACAAAACAUUACUCAACUCUUCUUCAGGGAAAGUCAAAUGCGUUGACACCACCUUCAACUUCUCUACCAAGGCUUACCUGGACUACAGUAUUGUGUGGACAGUAGCUGGAUUUUUCAUCCCUCUGCUCAUCAUAUUGGGAUGCUAUGGACACGUGGCUGUGGUCCUCUUUAACAACCCCAACAUUGACCAAGUGAUGAAGCAGAGAUGCCUAAAACUGGUGAUCAUUGUGACUUUACUCUUCUCAGUUUGCUACAUACCGUAUCACAUAUUCAGAAAUCUUAACCUGAAGACUAGGAUUUUGAAAAGCAAUGGCACGUGUGAGGAUUGGUUUGCUGGCAUCUACAUUGCUCACCAAGUCAGCCGAUCACUCGUGUGUCUAAACAGUGCCAUCAACCCAUUGGUUUACAUCCACAACAAUGGAAACCUGCUCGUACAUAUCACCAGGCUUUGGGAACGAGCUCGUCGGUCUGUGCCUCUGCUAUUCAACCAUCGCAUCCAGACACAAACCCCACCGUUAUGAACUCACAUUGAAAUAGCAGUGUAGCUUUGUUUGCUUUCUUGAGAGUCGUUCUGCUUUUCUUUCAGCAAUUUCUAAUGUGUUUAUUACGGUGCAUAUUAUUGUUUGAAUAGGGAAGUUCAAAGUACAGUUCCCAGAUUUCUAUAGGUCUCUUGUGUGUUUGCUGUGUUUACUCAGCUGUACUAUAAAAUAUGCUGAUAUGGAAAGUACAUUGUAUUCCUUGCAUGGUCAUCUGCAUGAGUGUACAUUCCUGGUUAUUCAUUGUAUCUAAGAGAUGUAAAUAUAUUGUAAAUAUACAGUAUAUUCAACGGAUAGAUGUAAAGAUGUUGUAAAUGUAUAAUAUUUGCCAGACAGAUGCAACUAAGCACACAGUAGGCUGUAUUGGUUUAUGAUGCCUUGUAUUAAGGAUACGAUAAGAGCCAUGUGAAAACACCAAGUGCUGUGAAUGCAUUUGCAGAAGAACAGGAAACGUUGUUUUGACAAAAGGUGUAAAUCUGCUUUCAAGAUGUAGAGUUAUCGCCACGUGAGGAUUUCCUGUGUGGUGACCUGAUGCAUACCUGAACCAUAAGGUUUUAAAACGUGGCUUGUGAAGUAUUGACGUGAAAAUGCAAAGUUAUCAAGAAGACUUUCGCUGUUUAUUCCGCAUCAUUUGAACGUAUUCUCAUUUUAUUCAAAAUAAAAAAUGGUCACCAUU
This is a messenger RNA of Oncorhynchus gorbuscha (pink salmon), 2108 nucleotides long. RefSeq names its product P2Y purinoceptor 1-like. The record is from RefSeq and is a predicted model, not a curated record. Bases 434 to 1417 code for a protein of 327 amino acids. Gene Ontology annotation, biological process: G protein-coupled receptor signaling pathway. NCBI's taxonomy places the organism in Eukaryota, Metazoa, Chordata, Actinopteri, Salmoniformes, Salmonidae. Gene Ontology annotation, cellular component: membrane. The transcript has a single exon. Gene Ontology annotation, molecular function: neuropeptide receptor activity.